Molecule: messenger RNA, 1238 nt
Organism: Thermothelomyces thermophilus ATCC 42464
Lineage: Eukaryota; Fungi; Ascomycota; Sordariomycetes; Sordariales; Chaetomiaceae
Exons: 1
Coding region: 28-1236 (402 amino acids)
Source: RefSeq, a predicted model, not a curated record
GACGAAAAGGCUCCCGCCAUCACGCCCAUGGUCGUCCCACCGCCCGCUCCCCGCAACCCGAUCCCUGCCCGGGCGCUCCCCAUCCCGGGCCAGGUUGCCGGCCAGCCUCGGCCGAAGGUCGAGCACCGGGAGUAUGCCGCCCCCGUCACCCCGUCCUCGCUGCAGAGCCCUACCUCUUCCGCCGACAAGGGCAAGGGCAAGGCCACGGCCGUCGCUCCCCAAGCCCAAGCUAGCGGCAUCCAUCAUCCCGCUGCUCCGGUCAUCGUCUCCUCCGACUCUGCCCAGUCCCCCAAGAAGCGGACUCCUCUGCCCAACAUUGGCAGUCUCGCGCUCGGGCAGCAAGCCACGGCCGACGCGUCGCCCGCCUCUGCUGCCGGCCCCAGCACCCCUCGCACUACCGGCAUUCCUCGUAGCCAGCCACUCCCCGCUUCCGGCAGGCUCGAGUCUGGGGACCCUCCGCCGCCCGAGCCGACCGACCCAACCGACCCGAUCGACGAGACGUACGAGGACGAAGGCCCCAUCUACCUAGCAGAGGGGGUCGACCCCUUUGACGCGCUCAUCCCCGCGCACGCCACCCCGGCCGUCAGCGCGGCCGACCUUCACCGCCACCGGCAGGAGUACGACCGGGUCGCGUACGCCAAACGCGAGGAGCUCGGCCGCACGUUCGCGUUCAUGAAGGAACCGGCCUUCGCCAAGCGCAGAAAAGAGUCCUUCAUCUACGCCGUCCGCGUGGUCGCCAUCCCCGACAGCGGCAGGGUGGUCAACGAGUUCACGGGCCCGCGCGUCGAGGACCGCUACGGCACGCACGUCGCGCAGGGCGGCUGGGUGGUCCCGCCGCUCGAGGAGCGCGUCAGGUGGCGCGAGGAGCGCAAGCGGGCGUACCGCAACAAGGGCGCCAAGCCGGGCAGGUACGAGGGCCUCCCCUAUCCGCAGGUGCAGCGGGCGAUGCCCGUCAGGUUCGACUGGUCCGGCGGCACGGAGCCGCGCUACUACGGCCCGGCGGCCCCGAUCUGGCGCGAGACGUGCGACCCGUGCCUGGAGGAUGUCUACUGGAUGGUCUGGCAGCUGCUGGCCGGGAAGCAGUUCCUCGGCUUCCAGCCCGGCACCGGCUUCGGAAAGGCCCGCCCCCACGCCACCGGCGACGUCGCCCUCCUGAACCAGAACCCGUUCAAGAGCCCGUCGACCGAGGCUCUGUACCACUCGGCCUCUUAUCCGCGUGGCAAGGAGCAUAAGUAAGC